CACCAAUAAACGAAAUACAGCACGCACAUCCAAGCAACGUUCCCGCGUAUUCUUCACCGCUGCUACCACCCUCCAAUUCCUCGCCGCCCACGCAAAGGAUCGCAAGGGACGCUGGGAGAAGGGGUGGACGUCGCUCGCAUCCCUUGGGAGCUACGCCGCCUUCAAUUCAAAUCCCUGUGACGAUGUCUUCGCCCUCCUCUUUUGGCUCGUGAUCCACAAAUCCCCCUGGCCCCUUCCUGCCUCUCCAUUCCAUCCAGCUUUCCUGCCUUUGCCCACGUUUCUUCUCUGCGCUCGCCAUCCACCAACCACGCUCGACGACAAGCAGGAAAGUGCAGCAGGGCGAAGAAGGCUCCCUCGGGAUAGCACAUGAUCUAGAUUGCAACAAGGAAGUAGUAUAAGCAGAUAAGCGAUUGAGGAUCCGCAGAAGAGAGGGAGCGCCGACAAUGGAAGACAUCGCCGCCGACGAUGACAUCCUCUCCGAUAUGCUUCUCGACUCCCUCGAGUUCGAGCCUCCGAUCUCGACGCACAAGAUGAACCAGGCUUACCGCUCCCCUCGUUUUGACACGCAGCAUGUCAUCGACAUUGUCCGCAACAAGGUUGUCAUCGAUGCCGAUGUUUCCGAGGCUCUCGAGGAUCUUUGCAAAAUGAGUGUCGUGAAGAAGCACCUCCAGGGCAAAUCACUUCGUCAGGUUCAGGGUUUCCAGCUCCAUGCCCGCCGCUAUCUCGAGACAUACCUCCCGGACAGCGGCGUCGAGUUCGCCCUGACGACGCGCUACAAACGAACAGCGGCGCGUAGCUUCCUCGGCGAGACAUCACAGGCGGGCCAGGAGGCAGCUCGUGCCGAAGCAGACGCAGCCGCAGCGGCGGCGGCAGAGGCGGCCCGUGCCCAAUCCGGGUCUGCAUCCAACGGAAAGGGCAAAGCGAGGCUGUCUGGAGGGGAGUCUGGGAGCAACAUCACUGCCCUGACGACGAGCUCCAAGGCCGAUCUAUGCGUGGUGGCGACGAAGCCCUUUAAGGCGGGCGACCUCAUCCUCAUGUGCAAGGGAGGCGUCAAGGACCUAACAAAGAGCGAAGACGAGGCUCUGCGCGAAGAGGCGUCCAUGAGCCGCGACAGAAGACGAGAAGAGACAUAUGCGGGCGUGUUGGGUCCAGGCCGCGACUUUUCGGUUAUUCGAAGCGCCAGAAAGGGCUGCAGCCAGCUGUUGCUGGGACCAGCCCGCUUUGUCAACCACGACUGCGACCCCAACGCAGAGUUUCACCGACUGGGCUCCUCGCAGAUGGUGUUCAAGUGCCUCCGGCCGAUUGGGCUUAACGAGGAGAUCACCACCUACUAUGGCGACAACUACUUCGAGUGGGGCAAUGCAGAGUGCAUGUGCCUAACGUGUGAGGUGCGGAGCAAGGGCGCCUUUUCCAAGCCCGAGCUUGCUGGUGGGCUAGCCAUCGACGGCGAUGCUGUAGCUGGAUCGGAGACAGGAGUUGGGCCAGGGACCGAACCUGGAGGAGACAGGCAAGCGGGGAUGCGGAGAUCAUCGCAGCGCAAAAAGGCUUCGUCACCCUCGACGCCGGAUCCGCUCCACUCUCACGGCUCGGCUAAUGGGUCGGGGCAUCCGACACCAACGACGGCGAUGGUGCAGCGCAACGGCACUACGUUUGAAAAGACGUUUGAACACUCGAUCUCCGAUCGCGAAUUUGACGAUACCACCCUAGUCUACCAACGAGGGCCCCGUUGUACGUGUUUGACAUGCGGAUCUCCCUUCUGGGCUCCUGAAUCCUGGUGGACACCUGAUGAGUGCCGGAGGUGCGAGCGACACUACCGCAUCUUCAAGGCGGAUUGGCCGGGGAGGAUGCCGACCGAGGGCGGGUGGAGCAAGAAGGCGCAGAGCAAACGAAAGAUUCGAGAGGAGCUUCAGCUUGCUGCUGCAGGGGACAAUGCACACGACGGCGAGGACGACUACGACAAGAUUCUGCACCCUGCUAAGCGGAGGCAGCUCAAGCAUGCCAGUGCCAAGUUCGACAGGCGGAAGCUCGGGUCGCCCAGCGUCAGCAGCAAUAGCAGCAGCAGUCUGAGCGAGACGACUGUCGACAGCCCGGUGAAGCUGAGCCCGUUGCGCGAUACGAAGCCGACAAAUGCAACAGGGGGUGGUGUGGCUUCGAAGAAGCGUCCGCAACCCAUGGUCAAGAGUAACAAGAGAAUUGCUCAUCGCGACAAAGCGACAAGUGGCGGUGGGGAUGGGACCGAUGAGGAUGCCGUGGACGCAUCGCUGAAUACGAUUUCGACCAACGCUGCCAAGUCAAAGGUGGCCGCUAUCUCUGCCGCUCAUUCGUCAGCCCGCGCACCGACCAGUCGGCACCAGCCUAUGGCAUAUAGCGACGACGAGUCGGAUCUGACCGAUAUGUCCGACGACGAUGACAACGAGUCCACGCCAGUCGUCGAGCGUCGCUCAAGGUCGGCCAGCUCCAAUGCUUCCUCUUCGUCGGAUGACAAGCCGAGCGGACCAAAAAUGUUGGGCAAAGAGGCAAAGACAGAGACGUUGGCGCUCUUCUGGGGAGCACCGACGGGCGAUCGGAGAAAUCGGAGGCAGAGCAACAACGGGCUCGAAUCGCUCGCGAGAAAUGUCAAGCGCGAAGGAAGCCACUUGAGAAAAGGCAGCGGGUCCAGCCAGAAGCAUCGCCGGACUGCAAGUGACUUGUCACAGACGGGAUCACUGUCUGGCGCGCGCAAGACGAGCUCAGCGAGCAGCGGCGGCAAAUUAGUUCAACAGAGCUUCGAUUCGCCUUUGAGAGACGACGAGGUGGGCAGCCGGUCGCCCAGGGUUUCGGUCAAGCCUUCUGCGUCUCUAGGCCUUCGCUUGGAUGAGGGUUCCAUUUCACCGCCUGGCCUUUCUCCAGCUGCACAAAGAAGCGGCGACGAUCGUGAUCCCAGCGGGAGUGGUGAGGACUCCCUUGUCGUCAUCAGACAAGGCGCAGGGGAGGGGUCGGCAGGAUCGUCUCCUGGUGCACGCAACAGUCCGUCGACGGGCAACAUCCUACCGCCUGGCCUCGCUACGCAAGGGCCGGCGCGCACCUCCGUCAAGAACCUGGCCAUGGCUUGGGGCGCAGGUAUCGAGGAGGGAGAAGGGCGGACGAGGAGAAAGGUUUCGUCGAAGGAUUCUCCGGGUGCUAUAAAAAAGGUUCCAGGAGGGAAUGAGGAAACAGGACGCAGCACGACGCCUGACGUUAAACCUGGCAAGCCGCCGGCUUCGCCCUUGAGGUUUGCAGAGGACGAGGAGAGGAAGGAGGAUCUCGCAUUGUCCAAGUCUGUCCAUUCCCACCUCCAGCAGCAACACCAUCAGAUCCACCAGAAGAGUGCGAGUCCCGUUGGUGCAGCGUCUUUCUCGCCCCUUGCAGGACCACCGCCGACCCACUUUGCAUCGAGGCCCGGCAUCACCCCUGGUCAGCCGAUUCGGAAGAAUCUCCGAUGGGGAAGCGGAAAGGUCUCGUCGAGCCGGCCCAUGUCGCUUGCUGGACCUGGUGCAGGGGUCGGGGCAAAGGGAAGUGCGUCGGACAGCAAUAUUCCUCGAUCGCACGCGCAUGCCUCGUCACCACAGCCUCCCUCUCAGCCUCAGCCUCAGCCUCAGCCUCAGCCACAGCCACAGCCACAUUCUCCUCUGUCGGUUGCCCAUCAGCACAACAACGGUGGUGGUAAUGGGAGGCCGGCCGUCGCGGGAGGAGGGAACAGUGAAGCGUCGCUGCGCAGCAUCUCGGGCCCGGUGCUCCCGCCAGCGAGAGAGAGGCUCAAUUCACCGCUGGCGAAAGCAGCCAUGACGGCAGCCAACAACGGGGGCAGCAAUCGAGGUGUCUCGCCGUGCGACUGGUCUCUGUCCAAGGACAGAGCAUCGCCCAUCUCGGCCAUGGGUCCUCCUACGGCGGCUGCGACUGCGACUGUGGUCGCGAGGUCGUCACCCUUUUCGCCAAAGAGGGACUCUCCACCGGUCACUUCACCGUCCUCCAAGAGCAUGCAGGCCGUCUUCAAGGGUGCAGAGGCGGCGCCCUUUGCACCACCCUCUCCUUCUGCUAUUGCUGCCCCCAUGUCUCCAUCGACAAAGGGCGCCGUCAAGGUGGAAGAAAAUGGAUCUUGAACUAAGUCGUCGUACCCAUAUGCGCUGUAUCAUAGCCCCAACCUCCCCCUCCGAGCGAGGAGAGGGGGUUGUUCCCCACCUCUAACCCCCACAAAUCUAGUGCCAUUCUUUCCAUCUCUUGUGUCUCUCCGCUUGGACGAUCACGUUCUCGAAGCUAUCAUUAAGAAAGCGAC
This is a messenger RNA of Acaromyces ingoldii, 4291 nucleotides long. RefSeq lists its product as hypothetical. Gene Ontology annotation, cellular component: nucleus. The coding region runs from base 444 to 4118 and encodes 1224 amino acids. NCBI's taxonomy places the organism in Eukaryota, Fungi, Basidiomycota, Exobasidiomycetes, Exobasidiales, Cryptobasidiaceae. Gene Ontology annotation, molecular function: protein binding; histone H4K20 methyltransferase activity. The transcript is spliced from 4 exons. The record is from RefSeq and is a predicted model, not a curated record.